Molecule: messenger RNA, 6140 nt
Organism: Artibeus jamaicensis (Jamaican fruit-eating bat)
Lineage: Eukaryota; Metazoa; Chordata; Mammalia; Chiroptera; Phyllostomidae
Gene: IPCEF1
Product: interaction protein for cytohesin exchange factors 1
Exons: 12
Coding region: 193-1473 (426 amino acids)
Source: RefSeq, a predicted model, not a curated record
CUCACUGAGCCUCCAGACAGGUGGCUGCCCAGAGUGGAGCCCUCACCCUUUGCCUCAGAGUAUUAUGAGUUUGCUGAAACUCAGGGAGAAAGAGCCAGCGCUUGGAUUUACUGUCUUCUUAUUGCAUGGGACCAAGACUGUGCCUGUGCUCCUUGUGACAGAGCUUUUGUUUCUGCCAGUUUGGUGUCAUUCAUGGCUUCAGAUGGCAAUGUUCUUCAGGUUCCCUUGCGGCAGAAGCCGAGAAAGAAAACUCAAGGCGUUUUCACGAUGAGUCGGAGGAGGAUAUCAUGUAAAGACCUGGGGCACGCCGACUGCCAAGGGUGGCUAUAUAAGAAAAAGGAAAAAGGAACUUUCCUAGGCAACAAAUGGAAAAAGUUCUGGGUGGUACUGAAGGCAUCGUCGCUAUACUGGUACAGCAAUCAAUUGGCAGAAAAAGCUGAUGGAUUUGUCAAACUGUCCGAUUUCACUGUGGAGAAAGCAUCUGAAUGCAAAAAAAAGCAUGCUUUUAAGAUCAGCCACCCGCAGAUCAAGACCUUUUAUUUCGCAGCUGAGAAUAUGCAGGAAAUGAACGUGUGGUUAAACAAGCUUGGAUUAUCUGUAAUUGAUCAUGAAUCCACUACAAAGGAUGAAGAAUGCUACAGUGAGAGUGAACAGGAGGAUCCUGAAAUAGCUGUGGAGUCAGCACCUUCUCUGUCUCUUUUGACAUCUCAGAAGGCCUCUUCAUCUUUACCAUCGCUCAGUGGAUCAUCAUGCUCUUUCUCAUCCCUGGAAAAUACCAUAAAGACAACCAGCACUUCGUCCUGUACCUUAUCUAAAGGAAGACAGUCCUGGAUUGACGUAAACAGUUCGUCUGCUGCUGAGGACGCAGGGCCAUCUAUAGCGUUUGCUGUGCAGUGUCACUCGCCCGCACCCUCAGAGGCAAACGGUCACCAGGCCCUAGAGAACAGCUCUGCCGCAUCGGAAAGUGGAUUUUUGAACUCUUUAUCUAGUGAUGACACAUCUUCAUUGAAUAGCAACCUAGACCAUCUUACUGUCCCAGACAAGCCCACUGAAUCAAAGACAAUGGACAGAGAAGAAACAAAAGCACCUGAAGAUGAUGAAAUGGAAAAGCUCUACAAAUCGUUAGAGCAAGCCAGCCUGUCCCCUCUUGGGGACCGACGCCCUUCCACCAGAAAGGAGUUGAGGAAGUCCUUUGUGAAGCGGUGCAAAAAUCCAUCCAUCAAUGAGAAACUCCACAAAAUCCGAACCUUGAAUAGCACAUUAAAGUGUAAAGAACAUGACCUGGCCAUGAUUAACCAGCUGCUGGAUGAUCCAAAGCUGACAGCCAGAAAAUACAGGGAGUGGAAGGUCAUGAAUACCAUGCUGAUUCAGGACAUCUACCAGCAGCAGCAGGACCCUGCAUCUGCCCCUGAAGGCAACCCCCAGGGAUUUGGGAAACCAUCUUCCUCGGCCUCUGUUGAAAGUUCUAUUUGAGAACAAGCCAGAAUUCUCUCCCCUUCUUCCCACAAGCAACUCUUCAAGAUGUUGCCAGAGCUCCAUUUUUCCAUAAAUGGAAAGCCAAGACUAGUUCCUCAAGCAUCAGCUCCCUGUAAAGAUGCAGUUUGAGUGAGGGCCAAUAGCAGCAGGACUCUUUCCAGGUGUGGCGUUUCCAUGGAGACGGAAGUGAUGGAGUCCAACUGAGCAGUCCUGUGUUUCUGUCGGGAGCUCACAGUUAUGCUGGGCUCUCGUUGGGAUUUGGGAACUCUAUCUUCUGUUCCUUGCUCUCAAGAGAAUUACGACAUUAUUGGACAAAAGAUCACAUUUUACUAGGGAUAGGUAUUCAUAGAAAUACUUGGUUCUCCAAAUGGAGAAGCACAUAUUCUACCUGGUUGGGGAGCUGAGUUCUCCAAAUCAUUUUGUUGAAUGAAGGGAUGCUUCCUAUAGCAGCAGCUGGAACAGGACAAAUGUUUUUGUGGAAAUCCCCUGCCCAUGGUCCAGAAGGGUUGUACCUUUUCCGUGAGUGGGGUAUGGGAGAAUUCAAGAAGGAGACAUGUGUUCUAGGUUCAUCCCCUUUGCUCAAAGGACAGCUUGGUGGUGUCACAGUUCAUCCAGCUUGGGGGGAGGGUGGGAUCUGACUCUGUUUCCUUUCCACAGCUAAAAAAAACCCUUGGAGGCCUCUACAAACUCCAAGCUUUUCUGAACCACCAUGGGAGACAAUGACAGGUCCAUCAGGGAAUGUUCACUGCUUUUGCCCUUGGCCGUGGUGCCUGUGCACAGUGUAAAUUUGUAUCUUGUUCCCCAGGUUAAAUCUUGACAAGACGAUUCUAUUAACUGAAUUGUUUAAAUAUCUUUACUCCCCCCCAAAAAAUCACCCAAGAAAAACAACAAAAGAUUUAAAACAUGAUUGUUUUAUUUUUGUAUGUUUAUGUCACUUUGUGUCCUGUGUGAAUAGCUGUGUUUGUUAUUUAAGUAUAUUUAUAGAAGACCUAAUUACCAGUGUGUUAAAAUAUGAUAUACUAUUGUAUCUUUUGCCGAGUGUAUAUUCUCAAAGCAUAUACAUUGUGCUUGAGAAAAAGAGGACUACUAUUGAUUAUCGAUUCGCUGGAGUUAUCAUAGACUGGAAUGUAUGCAGGAUGCUCAGGAAAUCUUGCAGGAUAACUGUGGAGCAUGCCAUAAUAGUCUUUUACGUUCUGAUCUCUCUCUCUUUCUCUCCUCCUCCCUCUCACCCUCCCUGCGGAGGGCUUAAACUUCUCUGUGUUAAGUCACUUCCUGAACCAGAAAUGGACUUUCAGCUGAAGUUACCCCUUGUAGGAAAUAAACUUCAAGUUUUAUGUCAUUUCUGUCCACAAGCCCUAAACCAAAUGAAACACAUCUAAUGUAGUCUUUUGUCUAAAGACUAAUUGAAAUUUAGGGGUCUGUUGUUAAAAAGAACUAAUUUUAUUAGAGAAACAAUAUGAAAGUCCUCCCUCACUAAUCAUCAUGAAUAUUUUUCACCACAAAAAUAACCACAACCCACCAAAAGCCCACUUUGGGCCUGCCCCUAGCAACUUGUAGACAUAACACAUUUUUCUGUAUAAAGAGUGCGGCUUGACAUUCAAAUGGAUGCAACCCCCUGAAUUUUAUCUGCAAGACAAAUGGAAAUAGUUGCUGCAUAUUUCCCCAACCUUUACUAAGAAGUCUUCAACCUGGCAAACAGAAAAAAAGAACCUUUGCAUUAAGAAAGGAAAAAAAGCACAAAACACAACAGGAAGCAACUUGUACAGCCAGAAGCUCAUGCACGUGGGUGGCGUGUCAGUCAGUCUGGCCAGGCAGACACUUCAAAGCUCCCACACCAAGCAGAAUGUGUUGGGCUGGGCGAGACCCAGACCACACAGAGGAGGGCGCCUGACCUGCGACGAGUUCCUGUUGACACCAGACAUAAGAAACGGUCCAAGUCCUCAGACUCUGGUUGGAGAGGCCAGUGUUUCAUCUCUGCUCUUGGAAUGAUCACCUAGCAGCUAUUCGAUGGGUGGGCGAUGGCCUAGGAUCCACAGUGUCAAGUGUGGAGGGAAGGGGAUACACUGGAAGGAAUGGACAAUAUAAGAACGGCGUAUGACAUACAGGUCUUCCACCUUUUGUUCUCUGGUUUCUAACACCAGCCUGUGCAUUUCAAGAGUUUUCCUAAAUUGAAGGCUUCCCAGAGUUUUUGGCUAGGGCUUGGAAUAGCCUAGGGCUGGGACUUCAGUGCUCGACCUUGGCUUUUCCUUAAUACUUACUUAACUGACCUUUUGGUGUAAAUUCCUUCAGAGCCACUCAAGUCAAAGUAGGUCUGUGAGGUUACUUAAUCUAGCCUUUCAGCUAUUUUUGAACAUCAGGUUAGCCUAGAAGUGUUUGCUUUGUUAGUUAAAAGGAGCUACUUUGCAGAAUCUCCCCAAAAGAAAGUUAAACGGAACUGCGCUGUUUUGCACCCUGCUCUCUGAGACCAAAAUCACCUUAAAGGGAUACUGUUCUACCCACUCUUGUAGACAAAGGGUCUGAGGGCUACGGAGUGGCCCAGAGCCUUGGCUGUUUAAGAAGGAAGUGGAGAAAUCUGAGCAUAACCAGGUCCAAACCUGUGGUGCUUCCUGUGCAUUAGGAUCUGAAUGAGACUCCUCUUGGGGGUUGCGGGAAGGACCACUGCUUACUGUUGUUAGAAUUGGCGCCUCGUGUGAUUCCCUCACUUGCUGGUACCUCAUAGCACAUGCUAAGUUAGCUGGUCCCACACUCAGGUCCCAUUCCUUGCUUUUAGUAAGUCUUAGUUCUAUUACAAUCCCAGGAUAGCAUCAAAGGCCUAGGAAGAAUCAUAAAGCACACUUUUGCAAACACUCCAGAAGUCCUACAAAAGAACUUACAUUUGGAGUCAGAGUUCAUUGUGAAACCAAUGUCUUUUGUUUACGUGUUAUUUCACAGUUUGCGAGCAGUGUGUUUCAGGACCCCCCUCCAGUGCCCCAGUGGUCUUCGUGGGGUGAUUGUGGAUUUUUACUACUCCUUUUGAUGGAGGAAGGAAACAAACUGAAAAGUGAGGUGCUGCAAAAGAGAGUACUUGGAGUUCAAGCCAGGACUUGAACUUGUCCCUUUACCUUGCGCAGUCGCUGUUGGGACUGAGCAGUUUGACUGGGAGUGUGCGCACCGUGGUGCUGAAAUGGGCCCUCGGCCGAGGUGGCUUUUGCAAAGCCAUCCAUUUGAACCCCAAGGGGCCUCUUCUCCUAGAACACGGCUCCUCCUCAUGAUCGCACAGGUUACUGUCCUUCCUGCCGUGACCCGCCGACUGUGAAUUGGCGUUCAACCUAAUCACUUGGGGUUUUCUUUCCUUCCUUCUAAAAGUCUCCUGCUUGUUAGGUGCUAUGAGAUCCUUGGGGGGCAGAGAUACACUUGAAGAAAUGGAGUGUUUUUAUUUUGUUUUCCUUUUGAAGAGCGUCAGUAGAUACCAGAGACUGAGCUUAGUGACUAGGGACCACUAGUCACCUCUCUCUGUUGCUUCUCAUGUAAUUAUGAUGGUAAUUUCCUUAGAGAGCCUUUAAAUCACAAAUAAUAUCAUAGAGAUGAAACACAAAAUACAAACACACUUUAAAGUCUUUUAAAGAGAGGUGAUAUUUAUAAGCAAUAUUUUGAUACAGCCACACAGAGAUUUACUGAGUAAUCUAAGCACACGGGAGGCCUAUCUAAAAAAAGUUACUAUUUACUGAAAAGCUGCCAUAUCCAAAUGAAGAUUUAGGAUGCAUCUAAUACAAUAUGAUAUUUGGAUGGGGGUUUCCCACUUAUUUCUCAUCCAAUUCUUUUGUAUCCUUAUCUCCCAAGAGAAACUAGGUCCUAGAAGCGACGGCCAUGCCAAGGCUUUUGGAACUUGGAAAGAGAAGCCCCUGACACCAGAUUUUAAUGACCCAUUUAAAACGGCCCGGGGAGAGGGACAAUGCCACCCCUCACUGUGUGACAUCCACCUCGGUGGACAAGAUGUUGAACAGCGACGUGUUUUGCUGUAUGAUAAAACUGGAAGCAUCCUCUUGCAUCCACUGCUCAUCUUUACUCUUCCCUGUAUCGCCACAGGCCACAGAGAAAACGUUCAAAAUGGGUUCUGUGUUUAAAAAAUAGUGCUUACAUUUCUCUAGCUGUGAGGAGACUUAACUGCCCUGUAUUGACAUUUCUUUGCCUUGAGUCCAAAGGGGAAGCAUGCCCCACGGAGACACUUAGCAUCCUGUAACAAAAACCAAGAUUAUAACCACCGUGUUUGUGAAUGUCCUUGCAUGAUGGCGAUGUGACCUUUAGCUCUGCAUGGUCUUUGGGGGCAAGAUGUUAAUGGGGAAGUGACACCUUCAAUUUCAUUGUGCUUUCAUUCUCUGUCACUAUGCUCUUGGACUGAACUGAAAAAGUGUCAUGGCUCAUUUCUCCUGCUUGAUGUUUUCCAGGUUGACUUGUUAGAUAAAAAUAAAAACAAGGUAACAUAUAUAAGUAAAAAGACAUGGGAAAAAUCAAAAUAUGCUAGUGGUGUUCAUUUUUUCCCCUGGCAAUGUUGCUAUCUUAAAAGAAGAAGAAGAUGAUUCUCCAAGUGUGAACCAGCUGGGUGUUUAUCUUUGGCAAAGGUUGUAUCGCCCUCUGGUGGCAGUCACAAAAAUAGAUUCUAGACUACUGAUGUUUUUCUUUUUAAA